AUGGAAAAUAGAGCGCCUACUGUAGAGCUUUCCGCUACCAACGGUCACAAUCCUCAACAUUCGGGAAACCCACCUACAGAUAGCGGCACCUACGUAGUUUCGCCUAACAUACGCCCAGCUAUUUUGUCAACUGAUUGCUUACCUCCGUCGACCGCAGCACCAGACACCGCUAAGACAUCUAAUUCAAAACAACAACAUUUCACCCAAGACGUCAACUCGGUGAAGUGUACCUCAACCUCCAGCAAUCGCAAGAGGGGACGCCGCUCAAACUUGGAACGGCUUGAAUCUCAUCCCAGUCCAUCCAAUCAGAUCACUGACUAUUUUCCCAGCAAUACACCAGCCUCACCAACCGACACAUCUCCACCUGCUAAAAUUAUUCGCUCUUCCGCUCCACCAAUGAUAACCCAGCAAUCACCCUCGGAUACGCAGAGACCCAUGUCCAUGGAGCAAUUUAUGACUCCAAUCGCUCAAACUACUGACAUUUCUCCUUCAAACGCAACUCUUUCUCUCUCGGCGGUCUUACAGACCCUACGAACAUGGAGAGAUGAAGACAAAGCUGAACAACUGUCUAUAAAAAAUGAGCUCUUAGCCGAAAUAAGCGCUGCACGAACAGAACACACGGACCUUCUCAACAAACAGACAAAAAGGCUUCAAGAAGAAAAUGCGCAACUUAAACGCCAAGUUCAAGAUCUCACAGCUCGUGUCACAGUACUCGAGCUUAACGCAAAUACUCCGGAAGCCGAGGGAAACGCCACUCACGGUAAUCUAGCCGCCUUAGAGGCAAGACUCGUCAAGGCAAGUAUAAACUCCUUUGACAAGCUAACUAGAAAAAACAACAUCAUUGUAAGAGGUUUAGUCCCAGAUACUCGCAGCGCUUCAGAGGCACUCGCUGACUUCAUCAGAGAGCACUUCAAGAUAGAACAUGCAGUUCUUUCGGCCAAUUGGAUCUUCAGGAGAAAUAAUACAAGAUCGAUCAAAGCUGUACUCCGAGACAACUCCGUGAAAACUCUAAUUAUGAACAAGAAAAAAAAUUUAAAGGUCGACGUUUUCAUUGACCAUGAUCUCACGCCGUCUGAGGAACUCGCAGCCAAUAAACUCCGUCACGAAGCCAAAAAACUACGUAACGAGGGUAAGAAGAUCAAAUUUGGCCAUCAGCGCAUUUACUCGUACCAAUCUCCAUCUGGGAUGAAACACAACUUCAGCACGACCCCAACCAUAACCAAAAUAGCUCAGCUUGCAUCUCAAUGGACGCGCAAAAUCAGUUUCAAUAACCUAGCCGGCUCCGACAACACUACAAGCAGCAACAACAGUUUUACAACAUUAACGUUCUGGAAUGUAAGAGGUUUACCCAACAUCAACGACUUUACUAACUUCCCUGGGAGCAUUCUUUGUAUUUCUGAGACAUGGUGCACUUCAACCAAGGUCCCCCUACAUAUCAACUUUAGCAACUGGACAAAAAUUGUAUCUCCAGCUAUAAAAAGCAAAACACGCGGACGUGGUAGUGGUGGUCUUCUUUCGCUCAUACAAGGGCAGGCAGUUACAAUCUUAAACAAAAGUAGAGACUGGAUAUUCUUUAAAUGCAACACAAACGGGCUCACACUCAUCACCGGGUCUCUAUACUUCAAACCAGACCAGAAAGACCUCAACUCGUCUCUGCAUAACCUACAACUGUUACUCAAUGAUAUUCUAUCCCAAGACCACGAUGUAGCCCUCAUUGGGGGAGAUUUUAACGCAAGAAUAGGAAACCCACUCCACGAAGAUGAAAGCAUGCUUGAAGGUUCUAACCUUCUAUCUUCCAGAAUAACCUGUGACAAUACAACCAACAAGCAAGGCACAACAGUCCUAGAUUUCAUGUCCUCCAAUGGUUUCAUCCUCUUAAACGGCCGUACAUCUAGUGAUCACCCAGGUGGCUACACAUUUAGAAACGCUAUAGGAAAAAGUAGGGUCGACCUCAUCUGGAUCAACAUCCUUGGCAUCAACCACGUCAAGGACAUGAAAAUAGAGUAUAUCAUCACUAACUCAGAUCACUUACCUGUCACAGUCAUUCUAAACUCUAUCAGACAGGAAAACAGCGUCAUAUCACCCGCAUGCUCUACUCCGACUCCUAAGCUAAGCUGGAACCCUCUAUACGCAGAUACUUUCCGUGAAACGCUACGCUGGUCCUCUUCAAUAGCUCAAGAUUUCGCUACAACCACAGUUAACACCCUCUCCGAUAUUCUCAGGGAAUCAAUAGUAAAUGCGGCCCGCUCAGCAAAAAUGUUUAUCAACAAACCGGGUACCGCACCACUCUCUUCUCACAAACCUUGGUACGACACCGAAUGCAAAAUCAAAAAACAGGAGAUCGUGCGCUAUCUGCAGCUCUGUAAAUCCAUGGACCAAAACUCGUCACUGUGGUCAUUAUACCUGGGGAAGAAGAAGGAGUACUUUUCUCUUCUCAAAACAAAAGCUAAGCAGUACCAAGAAGACAUAACAAACCAGUUUAAUCAUGUCAAAUGUCCAGCAGACUUCUGGAAAUUAGUCAAACUAUUUGAAAGGCACUCCUCUCCGGCUCACAACAUCCCUUUAGAUAUUUGGCACAACUACUUCACCAGCUCCUUUCCUCCUAAAAACACCAACUGCAUCAACUUAUCUCAGCUUCAUGAAGAUGCUUUGGACCAAGCUUUCACCCUGGAAGAGCUGAUCAACAGUAUCAACAAAAGUAAAAGAGGUAAAGCUCCGGGCGUGGACCCGAUCAGCAACGACUUUCUCAAAGAAAUGCCUGAAAAUUGGUAUCUCUUCACUCUAGCUUUCUUCAACAAAAUUUACGAGACGGAAUCCAUCCCGGACGAUUGGGCUAAGGUAGUCAUGUUCAUGCUAUUCAGAAAAGGAGAUAAUCUUGAUCCAGCUAACUAUAGAGGUAUGGCGCUAAUCAAUUCUUUAACCAAAAUCUUCACGAAAAUACUUCACGACAGACUCAGGCAGUGGGCGACAUCGCAGAAUUUAAACCCAGAAGAACAAGCGGGAUUCUGCGUAGGCAAAGGUACGACAGAUAAUGUAUUCGUCCUUCAAGCGGUAGUUCAUAUGCAGUUGCGUUUCCCUGAGACUACUGCUUACGCGCUAUUUAUCGACUUCAGAAAAGCCUUUGACAAAGUCCCUCACGGAAAACUAUGGACAAAACUUGACAAGCUGGGAGUCAGUAGUAAAUUCAUUAGAACACUGAAGGAUUUCUACGAUAAGGCAUCAAUGUACAUCAGAUCUGGCGCUACUCUAUCCAAUCCAAUCGAGGUGUCUGAAGGUGUUCUCCAAGGAGACGUGCUGAGUCCUUUGUUAUUCAUACUUUACCUUGCCGACAUCAACGAUUUCUUCAAAGCACAAGAAGUCGAAGGCCUAUACCUAGACUCAGUUACUCAAAUAGUCAUGCUACUUUUCGCAGAUGAGAUAGUAAUUGUCACACAUUCAGCUAAUAAACUCAGACUGGCUCUCAAGACAUUAGAAGAUUACUGUGAAACCAACGGUCUAACAAUCAACACAAGCAAGACCAGAAUAAUGGCCUGCAGAACCUCGGGUAGAUUAAGGAAGUCAGACCGCAAUAAUUAA
Molecule: messenger RNA, 3576 nt
Organism: Neodiprion fabricii
Lineage: Eukaryota; Metazoa; Arthropoda; Insecta; Hymenoptera; Diprionidae
Exons: 2
Coding region: 1-3576 (1191 amino acids)
Source: RefSeq, a predicted model, not a curated record